Molecule: messenger RNA, 1011 nt
Organism: Didymodactylos carnosus
Lineage: Eukaryota; Metazoa; Rotifera; Eurotatoria; Philodinida; Philodinidae
Source: the annotation of a GenBank genome assembly
AUGGAAAAAAGGUUAUCGAAAUAUUCCGUAACUGGUAAAUUUCGAUGUUUAUUAAUCAGUUUAUGGCUUAUCAUAGGAAUAUUUUACAUUCAUCUUCGUAAACAUCCGGAUAACAUCAGGCGACUAAAGUCAAAGAAAUCGUUGCUAAAUAAUCCGACAUUCAACGGUAACCGCAUAUCUUAUUGUUCAUCAAAUAAUUCUCAAACGCCAAUAUUAUGGGAGAAUUUGAUUUAUUUACCGCAUUUGAAUGUUCUCUUUUGUAACAUACCAAAAACAGCGUCUACAAAUCUUCGCAGAAUACUAUACUUAACAUUCAAUACAAACUUUUAUAAUCGUAGUAAAGAGGAAAAUAUUCUCGAAUUAGAAAAGGUGAAUCGUGCUCAAGUAUGGUUCAAUAUUGAAAGACAAAUGUUCGAUCCAUAUUAUCUCAAAAAUUAUAGAGAUUUAACUCAGCGUCUCGAGAUAUUGGAAUCGCCUUCUAUAUUCAAAUUUAUCUUUGUAAGACAUCCAUUUCAACGUAUCUAUAGUAGUUUUCGUGAUAAAUUUCAAAAUGACAAUGUCGAUGAUACAAUGUUUGGCUGGAAAGACUUGGAAGAAGAUAUUUUAACAAAAAUGUCUAAUAGCACGUUAACAUGGAUUCGCAGGAAUGACAUAAGAUUGGAUUUUGACACAUUUUUGAAGUAUAUCGUAUACUGUAUUCAGCAUGAUCAAGAACUGAAUAGUCAUUGGGAUUUAAUUUUCCGACGUUGUAGUCUGUGUCACAUUAACUAUGAUUGGAUUGGAAAAUUCGAACGAAUCGAGAAGGAUGCAUCAAAAUUAUUAGAAAAAUUCAAUAUAAGUGACAAAGUGAGUUUUCCAUCAUGGAAGUUAGAUCAACAAACAAAGUACAGAAUAGACGAAGAUGAUUUGUUAAAUUUAUUCAUCAAUAAUGGACGUAAAGAAUAUCAAACAUUAUCAGAUUAUUAUAAGCAGGAUUUCAUAGCAUUCAACUAUACUAUCCAUGAAAUAUAA